This is a messenger RNA of Loa loa (African eye worm), 2353 nucleotides long. RefSeq lists its product as hypothetical. Bases 159 to 2066 code for a protein of 635 amino acids. The record is from RefSeq and is a predicted model, not a curated record. Gene Ontology annotation, cellular component: mitochondrial outer membrane; cytosol; mitochondrial inner membrane. Lineage: Eukaryota; Metazoa; Nematoda; Chromadorea; Rhabditida; Onchocercidae. Gene Ontology annotation, biological process: cGMP catabolic process; negative regulation of receptor guanylyl cyclase signaling pathway; regulation of mitochondrion organization. The transcript is spliced from 17 exons. Gene Ontology annotation, molecular function: 3',5'-cGMP-stimulated cyclic-nucleotide phosphodiesterase activity; protein homodimerization activity; 3',5'-cyclic-AMP phosphodiesterase activity.
UAUUUCAGGUUUGUGGUAGUCAAUUGUUGAAAGAACCAGUCUACUGCGGUGGUGCUGAUGUGUUGUGGUCACUAUUUAAUCGCACUGCGUUGAAUAGUAAGGACUUGUCACCUCCACCAUAUGCUUCUCAUACACCCAACAUUUAUAUCGAUAUCGACAUGUUGAGUAAGGAAUUUCAAGAAAGAAUAUAUGCUAUACUACAAAAGAGUAGUAUCGGAGAAAAUCUGUCGAGGAAUUCCUUCAAUGGUACUGUCUUUUUGUUACAGGCACGGAGUAAUUUUGUUGCUGGUUUACUGUUAAUACAUCAAAAUGAGUGUACAGUGGAAUCAGAACGCAGUUUCGUUAUGCCUCAUUUACAUCUAAUUGCGGCACUACUCUCAAUUGUUGCCAAUAUUGAAGAGCAGAAACGUUUAGCUCAACAGUCCCAAAUAUUUCUUACCAUGACGCAAAAUGUAUUCUCGAGUUUACAAGAUAUGAACUUGUUGGUGAGAAACAUAACGAAAGAAGCCAAAACCCUUGUUUAUGCCGAAAUAUGUUCUUUGUUUCUCCUUGAUCGUGAAAACUCUGAAUUGGUUGCUGAAGUAUUCGAAAAAAAUGGCUCAAGUGAUGAAUAUCUGACGGAAAUCAGAAUGCCAUUGUCACUGGGCAUUGUUGGACAUGUUGCGAGCACUGGACAAAUGAUUAAUGUCAAGGAAGCUUACAGUCAUCCAGCUUUCUAUCCGAAAGUGGAUGAACGAACCGGUUUCGUUACACGGAAUAUAUUAUGUUUCCCGAUUAAGGAUAGUUCUGGAAACCUUGUUGGUGUGGCGGAGUUAUGUAAUAAGAUUGGAAAGCCUGCUUUUACGAAGCACGAUGAACAAAUUGCGAUGACAUUUGCAGUAUACUGUGCUAUCAGUAUAUCACAUUGUCUUCUUUAUCGAAAACUGCAAGAGGCUCAUCGACGAUCACAUUUGGCUGCUGAGUUACUAGUACAGGGUUCCACACUGUCGAUUGCACCAGAAGAUUUGUUACGAUUAACAGCAGGUGAUAUACCGGCAGCGACCUCCUUUGCUCCAGAAUUCGAUCAUUUUAAUUUUCCACCACGUUCCAUAGGGUCAGGCGAUACCUAUGUUGAAGCAGCAUUAUCCAUUUUUAAGGAUCUAGGUUUCGUGCAACGAUUUCGCUUACAACGGCGGACAUUGGCAUGUUUCUUACUAAUGGUCCAAAAGGGUUACCGUGAUGUGCCUUAUCACAAUUGGUCUCACGCAUUUGCGGUUGCGCAUUUUACGUAUCUGUUACUACGAACUGAAACGGCACACAAUGCACUCAAUGAGCUGGAAAGUUUUGCUCUCUUUGUAGCAAGUUUAUGUCAUGAUAUCGAUCACCGGGGUACUACCAAUGCAUUUCAAGUGCAGUCGCGAACACCUCUAGCGCAGCUGUAUAGCAGUGAAGGCUCGGUGCUGGAGAGACAUCAUUUUGCUCAAACAAUAUCAAUAUUAAAUAUGGAAGAGUGCAAUAUAUUCGUUUCAUUAAAUCGACACCAAUUCCAUUCGGUCUUGGAUCACAUAAGAGAUGUCAUUCUCGCAACCGACAUAGCUAAUCAUUUACAGAAAGUGCAAGAUAUUAAUCGCAUGGUUGAGGUUGGCUUUGACAGUUCAGUAAAGCACCAUCGGUAUUUAUUACUAUGUCUUAUGAUGACCUCAGCCGAUCUGUCUGAUCAGACAAAGGAUUUCAGAAAUAGCAAGGCAAUAGCUGAAAACAUUUAUAAGGAAUUCUUCUCUCAAGGAGAUCUAGAAAAGCAGAUGGGAAAUCGUCCACUGGAAAUGAUGGACCGGGAUCGUGCAUGCGUCCCAAAACUGCAGCUUGAAUUCAUGGAUACAAUUGCAAUACCCGUUUUUGAGUUCUUAUCACAGUUAUUACCCGAAAGCAAAAGUACUUAUGAAUCCAUGUUGUUCAAUCGGAAAUGUUGGUUGGCGCUCGACGAGAUACUGGCCGAGGAGAAAUACCCAACUCUUGGUCUAGAUUAUCUGAAGGAUACUUUUCUUGAAAAGCGAGUAAUCAAGCGAGCUCGACAACAGCACGAAUAAUAAUAAAAGGGAACUCGAUAUGUUUAAAUACAGUCACUCAGCAGCUAACAUUUAUAGCUCAGUUCUUCUCAUGCAUGACGAACCUGAAAAUGAUUUGUCAUUACUUUGCGUAAUACAGCAUCCAAGCAGCCACCAUUCUUCAUAACUUCUUUGUUCAUCAUUUAUUAUAUUUCAAAUGGGACGGAUAUAUCUCCUUGUUGCCUUUUUCAUUCUUCAUUUUCUUCAAUUUGUAUGAAAUAAUACAGCUGCCCUCUUUUUUUUUUUUCAUUUUGCAAUUGAUAAUAUAG